Messenger RNA from Phanerochaete carnosa HHB-10118-sp, 2828 nucleotides. RefSeq lists its product as uncharacterized. Gene Ontology annotation, molecular function: glycerone-phosphate O-acyltransferase activity; glycerol-3-phosphate O-acyltransferase activity. Gene Ontology annotation, biological process: phospholipid biosynthetic process. The record is from RefSeq and is a predicted model, not a curated record. Lineage: Eukaryota; Fungi; Basidiomycota; Agaricomycetes; Polyporales; Phanerochaetaceae. The transcript has 10 exons. Gene Ontology annotation, cellular component: endoplasmic reticulum membrane. The coding region runs from base 68 to 1714 and encodes 548 amino acids.
CACGGUUACGAGCUGGCUCCCCAAAGAAACCUGCUUGGCUUCGUCGCCUCACGUUCAGCACAUUUGCAUGGCUGAAAAAGGGUCGCCAACGCCAUGGUCCUAUUUUCUAAUACGUCUGCUCUUCAAAUUUGUGUUGAAGAUAUUCUACGGAACCAUAGUGGUUGAGGGCACGGAGAACAUCCCCCUAAAAGGAAAGCCCUGUAUUGUCUGUGCCAACCACAGCAAUUCGCUAACAGAUGCAUUAGUCCUGGUCGCAUCCAUUCCCUCCAAAAGACGGAAUCUUCUACGCCUUACAGCUAAAUCAACGCAAUUUGGCAAACGCACGUUCACAAGCUGGCUUAUUGAGUCUGCGGGAACUGUGCCUCUCCAGCGUCGGAAGGACUUUCCGGAUGGCAGGAUAGACAACACAGAAGUGAUGCGCGAACUGUUAGAAGCUUUGGAAUGUGGGGACGCUGUGUGCCUCUUCCCGGAAGGUAUGAGCCGAUACCACCCCACUAUCGCACCUUUAAAGACUGGCGUUGCUCGCAUUGUGUCGGAUGUGCUAUCGCGGCAGCGAGAUAAUUCCGAUUUUGAGGUAUCCGUACUUCCUUGUUCUAUCACAUACAUGCAUCGCCAGCACUUUCGCUCAGACGUGCUGGUAACAUUCCAUCCACCGAUGACUUUCAGCCCUGCUAGCAAUCCGGAGCUCCUCGCUCCUGUCGAUUUUACUGACAUCCGCAAACUUACCGCGAGAAUGCAUCACCAGAUAUCCAUGGGCACGCUGUCUGCUCCUUCAUGGCGACUCGUUCGAAACGCCAAGCUCGCAGCUCACAUAUACGCUCCACUUGGCACCCACAUGAGUCUCGGAGACUACGUGAGGGUCGUCCGGAUGUUCCUUGAGGCACUCAAGAUGGGCGAGGCGAAGGACGCUUGGACGGAGCGGGGGAGUGCCAGUGAAGGCGAGAUGGAGGGUGCAACGAAUGAGCUGGAAGAGAGAAUACUCUGUCUAGGCGCAUCGCAGGCAUACCAAAGUGAGCUAUCACACUAUGGGAUCAAAGACGAUCGAGUCCGCUGUCCGCUCUCACGCCGCACAAUCCUCUACCGUCUGGCCGUCCGGCUUGCCUGGUCCUUCUUUCUUUUUUCCCUUUCUCUUCCCGGCCUCAUUCUCUGGCUGCCGAUCUUCAUCACCACCUUCAUCGCAGUGCGCGAAUUCAAGCGUACAGGGCCAGUAUGGGACACCUGGGACGAGAUCGCGCAGUACAAGCUCGUGUACGGGCUCAUUUCGGGACUCUGUGUCUGGGCGGGCGCGAUGCUUGUUACGCUGCCUGUGGCCGCUAUAACAGCCGUCGUUGUUCCGCUCAUGAUGUGGAUGUCUCUACGCUGGUUCGAGGACGCGGUAUCAUCCUUCCGUGCGUUUGCCGCUCUCACCAGAUUGCUCUUGAUGCCACGAGGCAAGAUGGUGCUACUGCAAGCGACGCGCCUUGAUUUGCGCAAACGCAUUGCGGACUUGGCAGUGAACACUCUUGGGCUCCCGGACCAGCCUGAAACGUACUUUGCGAAGGACUCCGAGGCGGGCGGUGCCACCGAGAAGGGGAGGAACGACAAAGGACGAGUCAAAGGGCGGUGGGAAAGCAAGACGAAGUACUUUUCUAUCAGGCGGAGGCGUAAGAGGGAUUGGAAUGAAACACUGAGGUUGUAUGACAAGGUGGACUAUGGGCCAGAGGAUGCAUACUAGGGGUUAUGAUCUAGCGGUGUUGGAUAUAUUUCAUGCGUUGCACAUAUAUUAUAGUACAUGAUACACGGAACAUCAUCCGAAAGAAAAGGGUAACUAGUGUUCAUGAAACUAGCGGUGUCAUUAUCCACGCAAAGGAGUCAAGAGAAGAACAGAGUCUGGAUGGGAACCUUUUUCGAGUCUAGCCUGCGAUGGGCUCGUAAGCUCUGUUGCCCGCAGCCCACCUGUGACCACGAGAGGCAGCUGUGCCAGUGAUCAGGAUACCGAAGGUGGAGAGAGCAGCAAACACCCAGGCGAGAGUGCCAAGGAUAUAUGCGACACCUGUAGCAAGAGCCGUCAGAAGGGUUCAAUGUACAAACACUCUGGACACAAACUUGGCUUGGCACUGUCAAAAAUGGGGAGCGUAGCGUUGCUAUAAGCAUCUGUAACAAGGGCAAAGGUGACGAUCAAGGCGGUAGCUAUCCAGAGAACAUCAGGCCCUAUACCAGCUUUCACAGAUUGCACGUACCAUGCAGACCGACAAGUACUGCGACUGCCCUCCAGAUCCUUCGCCUCCUUGAAUGCGUCGUCACGCCGAACACGAGCGCGAGACACGAGACCGCAGCAAAACCUGCUGCGAGCUCCGCAAAGUACCCUGCUGUGGUCCACAGGAUGCAAAAGUCUCUAUUCUCGUCCUCACACUUGUCCUGGACGCGUGCCGGGAAAGGGCGACACUUGUAGUCUGAGUACUCAAAUUUGCCCCCGUUGGACCCGCCGGGAAUCCUGAUGAUGUCCCGCUCACAGAGCCGUGUGAGACCAUACUGGACAGUGGACUUGGCACCGAGGAAGUCGGUGUGCACGACCAGCCUGCGUACAUAUGCUUAAACCAGACUGCGACACAACUCUGCUGUUGUGUGCUUACCAGUCAGGGCGACGAACAGAUAUCACAUUCUGCGGACGAGCUCAGCAUUCUUCACGACGUUACGGUUUCAUUAGAAUCUCGUCAUCGCAAUACGCACCAGCGUAAGCGUUACCACGACGGCAAAAAAAGCGAUCACAUAGGAUGUUUUUCUCAUCUUUGCCCGGAGCUAACCAGCGGUAUGGACGUCGAUGGUAAGGUGAGAGUUGAGGCCUUGAG